Molecule: messenger RNA, 651 nt
Organism: Lycium ferocissimum
Lineage: Eukaryota; Viridiplantae; Streptophyta; Magnoliopsida; Solanales; Solanaceae
Exons: 1
Coding region: 1-651 (216 amino acids)
Biological process (GO): chromatin remodeling
Cellular component (GO): nucleus
Source: RefSeq, a predicted model, not a curated record
AUGAGAAGAAAUUUGGCAGAAUUGUAUUUUUGCACAACAUUUUUUGAGGGAGCUUCUAGGCUGAGAGUAGGGUCUUGGAAUAUUGGGACUUUAUCGGGGAAGUCCAUAGAGUUAGUUAAGAUUCAUAAGAAGAGGAGGAUUAAUAUUGCUUGUGUCCAAGAGACUAAAUUGGUUGGACCUAAAGCUAAGGAUGUGGACGGGUACAAGCUUUGGUUCUCGGGUAGGAUGAGGUAUAGGAAUGGGGUAGGGAUCUUAGUAGAUAGUGAGCUUAGAGAUCAGGCGGUAGAGGUUAGGAGGAUCAAUGACAGGAUGAUGGUGAUUAAGUUGGUCGUUGGAGGGUUUACCUUGAACAUUAUAAGUGCUUACGCGCCGCAAGCGGGUAUGUACAAGGAGGAAAAAAGGGGCUUUUGGGAGGACUUGGACUUAGUGGUGGUAAGUAUACCGCCUAUUGAGAAGUUAUUCGUAGGAGGAGAUUUCAAUGGGCACAUUGGGUCUGUUUUGAGGGGUUAUGAUGAUGUGCACGAAGGAUUUGGCUUCGAGGACAGGAACGGUGGAGGAGUCUCACUCCUGGAUUUCGCAAAGGUUUUUAGAUUAGUGGUAGCCAACUCGAGUUUCUACGAAGAAGAAGGAGCACUUGGUAACCUUCCGUAG